Messenger RNA from Cylas formicarius (sweet potato weevil), 3316 nucleotides. Its product is annotated as nose resistant to fluoxetine protein 6-like. The transcript is spliced from 11 exons. Gene Ontology annotation, molecular function: acyltransferase activity, transferring groups other than amino-acyl groups. The record is from RefSeq and is a predicted model, not a curated record. Bases 87 to 2231 code for a protein of 714 amino acids. Lineage: Eukaryota; Metazoa; Arthropoda; Insecta; Coleoptera; Brentidae.
CCACUUUUCCCGAAAAUAUCAUAUAAAAGUACCCGGUGCCGUCUGAAACGGGUUUAGAACUUUUCGCGGGUGAUACUAUUUCCUCCAUGGUCAAGUGUGUGAUAUUUCUCACUCUGUUUGCGGGGGUGAGGUGCGUCGACGAAAUUUUGAGGGCCCAGCAACCUUUGUAUGGCAUGGCGACCAUGGUCGACGCGUUAGUCAACGCAACCCGGUGCUUCAAGGAUUUGAAGCAGUUUGCCGCAGCUGUGGAAGAUAGGGAAGUUUGGGCACUGAAAAUUCUCGACGCGAGCGGCCGACCACCAUCAGGUUUCCUAUACGGUAACAACUUCUGGCUUGGUUCACAUUCCCAGUGCGUCGACAUAGCCAACACAAAGCCUCUAGAGGUCCGAAAUGACAAAAUACCCCGCCCCCGAACCCCUCACGACUAUCCUCCCUUCCCCCUAGCGUUCGGCAGCGUCUCGAUGGUCCACAACAGCACUUUGCAACUUCACACCAGGAUGCCGAUGGAGUGGACUGUACACUUGGGACUUUGCGUGCCGGCUUCUUGCUCGGAGGAGGAUAUAUUUGACACGUCCCAGGCAUAUUUUGAGGGCCGUUACCUCGAAUUUCAGCGAGUCUAUGAGGUCAAUAUGAACGUCACGAAAGUUAGGCGCUUGAAGGAAGACGUGUUUUGGCUGUUGAGGUUGCCCAAGACAAUAGUGUUCAUGGCUUUGAUGGGUACGAUUAUGGUACUAACGGUGGCUGGGACGGUGUAUGACGUUAGAGAGCACAACAGGGAGAAAAACAUCGUUAGAGGUCACAACUGCGGGGUCUCCGAAAACGGAAAGGUCUUGUCCCAGGCGUUUUCCUCAGCAGAACUAGUGACUUCGUCGACGUCUACUUUAAACCUCAACAACCAGAACGUUUGGGGCGAGAUCCUGAAGUGUUUCUCUUACUACACCAAUGUCAAACGAUUCACCAAGACCAAGGUAGGAUCCGAUUCCGUACCCGUUAUUCACGGUCUUCGGUUCUUGGGCAUGGGGUGGGUGAUUCUGGUCCACACGACUUUUUACCAAGCGGAUUUCGUGGCGAACGUCCCGUACGCGUUCAGGCUGACUGAGAACUUCAUGGCGCAGAUAUUCUCCAACUCCACGUACGCGGUGGACACGUAUCUGUUUUUGAGCGGUUUCCUGUUGGCCUAUUUGUUUUUCAAGAAGACCAACCCCCACGCGACGCACCACCAUACGGACUACGCGAAAAAGGGAAGGCAGUUUGUAAUGAUGUUGUCGAAUAGAUUUUUCAGACUAACACCCACCUACGUGCUGGUGAUGAUGCUCUGUGACGUUGUACACACGUACUACAGCGAAACGUCCACUUUAACAACCAGCGAAAAGCCCGAGGUGUUGUGCGACAGGUUUUGGUGGCGGAAUUUGCUUUACAUUAACAACCUAUAUCCGAGAUCGGAAAUGUGUCUAAGCUGGUCGUGGUACCUAUCCCUGGACACCCAAUUUUUCGCGAUCGGAGCCUUCCUCCUCCUGCUCUCGACGGUCUGCUUCAAAGCGUCGGCCAUAAUCGUCGUCGGGCUAGUUCUCACCAAUAUCGUCGCUACCGCUUACAAGUCGUACUCUAUUGGAUAUAUUCCAACCAUGGACGAUCAGCUGCAGCAACUAGACGCUAUCUACGACUUGCCUUGGAACCGAAUAGGGGCGUACCUCGUGGGCAUCGUCGGCGCUUACCUGUUGGUGAUCAGACUCGACGGAAAGUUCGUUUUGAGGGAGAGGACUCGGCUGCUGCUUUGGACGGGGUUCCCGUUGAUCAAUUUGUGGAUCCUCUUCACCCUCUACACCAGGCAAGUGUCGGUGGAGUUUUCCGCGUUUUACAUGGGCGUGUCCCGCACUCUGUGGGCGGUCGGGAUAGCUUGGCUGGUGGUGGCUUGUUCCACCAGGAACGCCAGGCUGCUGGAGAAGGUGUUAUCGUUCAAGGGGUUCGUGCCUCUCAGCAGGCUCACGUACUGCUCGUACCUUCUUAAUCCGCUGGUGGUUAACAUGAUAUCGUUAGGCUCGGAGGACCGCAUCUACGCGUCGAUACCCCAAUUCGCGAUCGGAUCCCUCGGGAUCACAAUGAUCACAUUUAUGAUGGCGUUCCUGUUCUCGAUGCUGUUCGAGUCGCCGUUCAUCCUCUUGACGAAACUGGCACUGAACAGAUUCACUCCGAAGGUGGAGGGACCUAAGGAGGAAACGCAACGUUGUUAGCGAAGUAUCGUCGUAUUGAGUAUCUCGGGGAGACCAGUCGUUUAAAAAAUGAGGAGAAACCUCUGGGCAACGCAAACGAAGGGGAAUGCAAACUGUUCCGGUCAGCCUAUUCGUUUCUCAAUAAUAAGUUUAGGUGGUAAAACUCACAAGCCACAAUCAAAUUAUCGACAUUUUGUUCCAAGCUAUAUUAAAAAAGUGACCAAGGGUCAAGGGGUUUCAAAGUUUUAUUUUUGAUUUUUUCCGUAUAAUUCUAAACUUACCUGUUCGAUUUUGAAACACGUUUAUUUUUAAAAAAGCGAAACGCCUUUGUUUAUCGACCCUAAUUAUUUUUAAACAGCGUGAACCGACUAGCACUAAAUUAAAACGGAACGAAAGAAAAAAAAAACGAUAAAAAUUACAAUAAAAGACAGAGAUCUCCACUGGAGAAAUAAUAAUAAAAUUUUGAUAUCGUGCAUGUCAAAAACGAUUCUUUGAGAAAUCACCCAGCCUUAUAUUAAAUAACACCCUGUAUGGGAGAUUAUAAUUCUCUUGAUGUACACCGUGUGCCAAAUAAAACGAUCCACUAUGCGAUCUGGAAACCUAUAGGAGAUGCGAAAAAAAGUUUCGUACAAAAGUUUCUUGAUACAGGGUGUCCCAAAAGUGUCCCCAAACCCCCCGACAUAAUCUUUGUUAUUUUAAACAGAACACCUUGUAUCUUUCGUCAUUUUUUGAAUCCUUAGUUAAAAUAAAGGUCACUUUGUUAAGAAAUUGCUAUUCGAAUUUUGCAUAGUUGUGACGCUACUGAUCCAGGUAUACUAAUGCUAAUCAGUUUGACAGAUGCGCCUCAGCUUGUACAGGGUGUUCCAAAUAGGUGGUGCCGUUUUGGCGAAUUCAAUUAACAAAAUCUCAAGAUUUUCAACUGGAACACACUAUAUUUUUAUUCAGAUAUCAAUUCUAGGAUAAAAAAUAAUAAUACACUUGCUUACUUUUUGAGAUAUUCGAGGUUUAAGAUAACACCCGUAUGAAUUGUUGAUUUUAAAGCUGCCCCCAUUAGGUCACUUGUUGACAAUAUUAGGUAUUAGCAAGGACAUGAUAUAAGAUAUAAU